Molecule: messenger RNA, 546 nt
Organism: Arabis nemorensis
Lineage: Eukaryota; Viridiplantae; Streptophyta; Magnoliopsida; Brassicales; Brassicaceae
Source: the annotation of a GenBank genome assembly
AUGCCUCAACUCAUUGAGCGAUACUUGCAUACCACUGGAAUGCGACUUCCAGAUCCUCGUGACGACAGGGAGCAAUUGUACAAUGAAAUAGAAGUACUAAAAAGAGAGACAUGUAAGCUUGAGCUGCGUCUGCGUCCGUAUCAGGGACAUGACUUAACCUCCAUUCCUCCACACGAGCUCCACAUACUCGAGCAACAGCUCGAACAAUCUGUCCUUAAAAUCCGUGAGCGUAAGAAUGAGUUGAUGCAGCAACAAUUGGAGAAUCUAAACAGAAAGAGGAAGAUGUUGGAAGAAGAUAACAACAAUAUGUAUCGUUGGCUUCAUGAGCAUCGUGCAGCGAUGGAGUUACAGCAAGCUGGGAUUGAGACCAAACCAGGGGAGUAUCAACAGUUUCUAGAGCAGCUUCAGUACUAUAAUGAUCAUCAUCAGCAACAACCAAACAGUGUUCUUCAGCUUGCUACACUUCCUUCUGAGAUUGAUCCUAAUUACCAUCUCCAGCUAGCUCAGCCUAAUUUCCAAAGCGAUCCAAAGGCCAAUAUUGAUUGA